Molecule: messenger RNA, 2538 nt
Organism: Rhodotorula graminis WP1
Lineage: Eukaryota; Fungi; Basidiomycota; Microbotryomycetes; Sporidiobolales; Sporidiobolaceae
Exons: 3
Coding region: 1-2538 (845 amino acids)
Source: RefSeq, a predicted model, not a curated record
AUGCCUGGCGAGCUGCCCACGCCCGCCGCUGUCGCUGCUGCGCUCGCCCUGCGCCCCUUCGCCGCGUCCACGACUCGCCGCGACCUCUCGACCACCACAACCGCGUUCCGCACCGCAUGGGCAGCCCUGUCGCAAGCCCAGGUCCUCCAGCAGACCUGCAUCCGCGUCGCCGAGCACGCCGCAGCAGUGCUCUGCGCCGUCUUUGCCCGCCUCGACGAGGUCGAGCACGCCGAGCGCGCAAAGCUCCAAGGCAGGGUCGUCCUCGAGCGCUCGUACGAGUUCCAGGCGGCGGCUGAGGGGGCACGAGGAGGAGCAGAGACGGUAUUCAAGGUCCAAGCCGCCAUGCUCGACCUCCAAGCCUUCUCGACCGACUUCCUCGCCCUCUCGACCGGCCCCUCGCGCCUCGACCUCCUCGUCCUGUCCCUCCCAGCCUCGCAACGCGCCCUCACGACCCUGUCCUCCUCCCUCUCGAACCUCGUCGCCCACUACGGCGUCCCGCACCCGUCCUCGCGCGCCAACUGGGCCGCCGAGAUCGCCGCCGCCGUACGCGACGACGAGCGCGCCCUCCCGCGCCUGUUCCAGCGCGCGCUCGCGCUGCGAGGCGACGCGUGGCAGCGCUUCCUCGCCGAGCAGCAGCCCUCGUCGACGGCUGCGGCGGAGGCGGGACCGGGCACGCCGAGCCAGCGCAGGAGCGCGUUUGUGGCGUGGUGCGUCGAGCGGAACCCGCUGCUCGGCGCGUCCGCGGGCGAGCGAGGCGAGGAGGGCGGCUGCGCGCCGAGGAGGAGGAGGCAGGAGGCGAGCUGGCCGCCUGCGCCGCCCAGCCCAACGCCGUCGACGCCGGGCGAGCGACUUGCCUCAGGCUGUCUGGCGAGCGGGCUCGGGGCGGCGCCACCGAUGAGGAGGGCCGUCUCGCAGCCUGCGCCGUCGAGCGGUCCGAGCGAGGCGGUCGACCCGUCGUCACCGAGCCGCGCCACGACGCCGCCAUCGCCUAUCCCUCUUCCCUCGACGGCUCCUCCUUCGGCAGCCCGCCUCGAGCGCGAGGCGCCGCCGCCGCUCGAGCAGCUCGCUCCCCGGCCUCCUUCGCCACUGCCGCUCCCUCAGCCGCCAGGGCCGGCCAAGCAGGCCUCGCCACCAGCCUCGCCGCUUGUCGUCGCCGCCGACGACGUGCUUGCCGCCCCCGCGCCUUUUAUCGACGAGGCCGCGCCGCUCGACGGCGUCUCGGCGACGCCGACGCCCUCAACCUCGGACCCGGUCGAGCCGGUCGAGCCCGCCGUCACCGAGCGCGCGCUCGAUGCGCUCCCGACAGCGUCCUCGCCGAUCUUCGUCGACGAGUCGCCGAGCGAGGCGGUUCAGCAGCCGGCGCCGCACGACGAGCCCGUCGUCGACGUGCCCGCCAUCGUCUUAACGAGCGACGGCGGCGAGCCAGUCGAGCUCGCGCACGAGCCGCGCCUCGUCGACGAUGCUGCCGGCGACGAAACGGCGGGCGAGGACGCAGCACUGGUUGAGGACGUGCCCGAGUCGUCGCCGUCCUCGUCGUCCGAGCCGCCCGUUCAGCCGUCGACCGCCGCCGCUUCCCUGCGCAUCCUCGCCGUCGACGGCGGCGUCCUCCUCGGCCCCAUCCCUCAGCUCGACCUCCUCUCCUCGCUCCUCCAUCCUUCCUCCACCGCCAACUCCUCCCCGUCCCGCUCGACCGCCGCACCCUCGCCCGCACAGCACUUUGCCCUCAUCGCCGGCACCGCCUCCUCAGCGCUCCUCGCCGUCCUCCUCGGCCGCCUCGCACUCGACCUCGACGCCGCGCACGCGCUGUACGUCCGCAUCGCGCAGCGCGCGCUCGCUCUCGACGGGCCGGCGGGACGCGCCGCUCGAACCGUCGCCCAGGCGCCGAGGCGCAGGCCGAGCCGCUGGUCGCGUCUCUUUCGGCGCUCGUCGGGCCCGCACGACUCGUCGUCGACGGCGACGGACGAGCGCGAGACGGGCGCCGACGGGCUCGCGGCCGCGAGAGGCACAGCGCUGGCCACCGCGCUCGCCGAGCUCCUGCCCGGCGCAGACGAGCCAUUCGCCUCGUCCUCGCCUCGUCAGGCGCGCACCUCCCUCCUCGCCUUUCGCGCCGGCCCCUCGGGCCGCGUCGAGCCCGCCUGGCUCGUUAGCGACGACCCGUCGAGCGCGCGGGGGCUCACGGUCGUGCAGGCGGUCCUCGGCUCGGCCGCCGCCUCGCCGCUCGUCGCCUUCCCAGGGUGGUGCGCGAGCCCGACGAGCCUCAGCACCCCGCAAGGCGCGCUCGAGCUCGGUCUUGCGGCGGCGGCGGGGCGAGCGCCGGUCGAGCUCGUCUCGCUCGGCACGGGUUACGCCUCGCUGCGCCUGUCGGCGGCUUCGGCGAGCUCGAGCCCGACGAGACGUGCCGCGAUCGACGCGACGCAGCAGGCGGCGGCGGCGAACGCGGUCGCGGUGGCGGCGCUCGCGAGGAAGCUUGACGGGCGUGACGACGUCGAGCUGAGGCGGCUCGAGGGCGACGUCGCACGGAGCGGGGGCAUCGACUGA